Amoebophrya sp. A25 is the source of this 460-nucleotide messenger RNA. The record is from the annotation of a GenBank genome assembly. NCBI's taxonomy places the organism in Eukaryota, Dinophyceae, Syndiniales, Amoebophryaceae.
AGAGGAGUCAGCGCGCUCUUUCCGGAGGAGAGACUCCUCGCUGAGCUGGAUUUGGAGGGCUAUGAUCGCGUACAAGAGCACGAAGGGACAUCAACAUCCGCUUCUGAUUGGGAAUCAGCACAACUUCGCUACGUCUUUCAAGAGGACGACGACUCUACAAGAGUCCGCGAUGGCUUUUUUCGGGAUUCAUCGACUCAUGGGAAAUCGGAUCGACAAGACGAAAUUCCGACCGUCACCACCGAGGAUAACAACGAGGACGAGGUGUGUGGAAAGCCCCACCAAGAAGGCACAUCGCGUACCAGCCCAACGUCGCAAAGCAACACUUCUUUCAGUGACUCCGUAAACUCAGCAUCCCUAGCGAGUUCCAGGUUUUUCGAUGACUCGCAAAAUCUCUUGCAUGAGAUCGCGCAUGUGCACGACUGCGGUUCAAAGUUUUCACCAGCCCUGUCGGCGGUGCUAG